AUGGAAGUCCAGGGGCAGCCCAAGCCCAUACCGGCUUACUACUGCUGCUAUCUGCUCCGUUCGACCGUUCGGCACGCCUCGCUUUAUAUCGGCUCGACGCCAAACCCGAUCAGACGACUGCCGCAGCACAAUGGAGACGCCAAAGGUGGGGCCAAGCGGACUGCGCGCGACAAAUUACGGCCCUGGGAAAUGGCGCUGGUCGUCGAAGGGUUCAUGAGUCGCGUUGGGGCAUUGCAGUUCGAAUGGGCCUGGCAACACCCUGAGAAAUCACGCCAUCUGCUAGAGGACGGCGGAGAAGCAGAGGUCCAGUCUCAAGUCCCUAGUACAACCUCGAAAACCAGCAAGGCCAAGCCUCGAGCAUCUAGAACAAGGAGAUCUUUGACUGCUCACUUGGAAGACUUGCACUCGCUUCUUCGGUCGAUCUACUUUUCUGCCUGGCCUUUACGUGUUCGAUUCUUCCGCGCAGAUGUCUAUCGCGUUUGGAGGAUCUGGAAUGAGCGAGUCGACAUCCCUCUGUCCAACAACAAGAUCAUCCUAGAUGGGGACUGUCCAGGCCAAGGCAGCAAGGAGGUCGUUGUUGGUAGUAUCAAUGGACUGUCAGUCGACUAUACCAAGCUGGAAGAUUACCUAGAGAAGUCCACGUUUCUUCUCGACGAUGCACAAGACCUUCGAUGCAAAUUGUGCAACGCUCUGGUCGUCCCCCAUAUAGAACAAAUUGUGGUGUGUCCGCAUGCACAUUGUCGCGGGGCACAUCAUCUCUUAUGUCUAUCGGAGGCAUUCCUUAAAUCUGUCGAUGAUUCGGAUAUCCUUAUACCAACGAGCGGAGUCUGCCCAGCUUGCCAGACUGUCGUGUCAUGGCCACUGAUGAUGCAAGAGCUCAGUCUCCGCAACCGAGCCGAGAGCGAAGUUCGCACUAUUCUGCGGAAGAAGGAGAAGCGCAAUCGCAAGGCAAUUGCAAAUAACUCGUCGGCCCAAGACAAAGCAGCACCGGCACUCCAGGCGUCCAUUGAGCCUAGCCAGCAAGCUUUAGGGGACCCAGGAUGUACAUUAACCGUUGAUGACCCUCUCUUGGACGAUGGUUGGUAUGAAGAAGUCGACAUGGAAUCGGACACGGAGCAUGGCGUACAACGACGCCGAUCCCCUCCGCCUCCCAGACUGGAAAUCGUCAUUGAAGACAGUGAUUGGGACGAUGCCGAGAUCAUCGAAUGA
Molecule: messenger RNA, 1209 nt
Organism: Penicillium subrubescens
Lineage: Eukaryota; Fungi; Ascomycota; Eurotiomycetes; Eurotiales; Aspergillaceae
Product: structure-specific endonuclease subunit SLX1
Exons: 2
Coding region: 1-1209 (402 amino acids)
Biological process (GO): double-strand break repair via homologous recombination
Cellular component (GO): Slx1-Slx4 complex
Molecular function (GO): crossover junction DNA endonuclease activity; 5'-flap endonuclease activity
Source: RefSeq, a predicted model, not a curated record